AUGCUCGACAUUAACCUCUUCCGCACCGACAAGGGGGGCAACCUGGAGCUCAUCCGCGAGUGGCAGCGCAGUCGCUUCGCCACCGUCGAGCUCGUCGACGAGGUCAUCGCCCUCGAUAGGGCAUGGCGCAACAGGCAGUUCGAGCUGAACAAGAUCAGGCAGGAGCUCAACGCCACCAGCAAGAAGAUCGGCAAGCUGAAGGCUGCCAAGCAAGAAGAGGAAGCGAAGAAGCUGAUGGAGAACACGAACAAGAUCAAGGACAGGUUGGCUGCCAAGGAAGCUCAGGUGCAGAAGGCCAAGAGCACCCUCGACGCCAAGCUCACGACUAUUGGCAACAUCGUGCAUGAAUCCGUUCCCAUCAGCGACGACGAGGCAAACAAUGCAAUUGUACGGACAUGGGGGUGA
Messenger RNA from Phragmites australis (common reed), 405 nucleotides. RefSeq names its product serine--tRNA ligase-like. The record is from RefSeq and is a predicted model, not a curated record. Gene Ontology annotation, biological process: seryl-tRNA aminoacylation. Lineage: Eukaryota; Viridiplantae; Streptophyta; Magnoliopsida; Poales; Poaceae. Gene Ontology annotation, molecular function: tRNA binding; serine-tRNA ligase activity; ATP binding. The transcript is spliced from 4 exons. Gene Ontology annotation, cellular component: cytosol. The coding region runs from base 1 to 405 and encodes 134 amino acids.